GCGCACUAAGUAACUGGCGCUAGAGACGUAGACGUAGACGGCGGAUGGAGAAGCACAGCGCCGUACGGAUAGUCUAUCACAUUUUCACCGGGAUGGUACGUUGAAAUUAUUAUCAUUUUAAUCUUGCUCCACCGAAUGUUGAGCGAGGAUGAAAUGAGUGCACCUGGGUGAAGUCACGGUCGAUGACGACGUGCGUCAUGUGCGAUGCGAUACGACGCGAUUGCGAGCGAAUCAACGGAAGUCGUUGGACUCACUCACACCAGGUGCUUUUUUCGGGUAAUGGAACAACCGACGCUUUUGUAUACCUCCGGACGUCUUUUUACCCGGAUGUCGUUUUACACGCGAGAGACACUGGUGACUGGAGCGUUGAGCGACAUUUAUCGCUUGUUGUCUUUGGCGACGAGAUUGUCUCUCUGUCUGUCUUGCCUGCCUGCCUGCAUGCGUGCGUGCGUACAAACGUAUGUAGGUACAUGCAUGCACUCGUCCCCGCGACGCUGCGCGACUCCACGCGACUCUUCGAGCAGACUCGAGAAUGACGUAAACCUCCAACAAUGAAGCGUGAUGUCACAC
Messenger RNA from Atta colombica, 570 nucleotides. RefSeq lists its product as uncharacterized. The transcript is spliced from 2 exons. The record is from RefSeq and is a predicted model, not a curated record. Bases 205 to 555 code for a protein of 116 amino acids. NCBI's taxonomy places the organism in Eukaryota, Metazoa, Arthropoda, Insecta, Hymenoptera, Formicidae.